Messenger RNA from Empidonax traillii (willow flycatcher), 1382 nucleotides. Its product is annotated as ferritin light chain-like. NCBI's taxonomy places the organism in Eukaryota, Metazoa, Chordata, Aves, Passeriformes, Tyrannidae. The coding region runs from base 1 to 834 and encodes 277 amino acids. Gene Ontology annotation, molecular function: ferrous iron binding; ferric iron binding. Gene Ontology annotation, biological process: iron ion transport; intracellular iron ion homeostasis. Gene Ontology annotation, cellular component: cytoplasm. The transcript is spliced from 3 exons. The record is from RefSeq and is a predicted model, not a curated record.
AUGGCGGCGCCGGCCAUGGCCGAGCCGCGCUCCAAGCGGCCCCGCGUCACCCUGCCCGCCUGCCCCGCGCACCGCCCGCUGCCCGCCAGCCGCGUCCGACACGGCUUCCCCGCCGCCGUGGAGGAGGCGCUCUGCGGCGUCACCGGCGCCCAGCUGGAGCUCCACUACUGCCUGCAGGCGCUGGGUGAAUAUUUUGAUCAGUCGCAUGUGGCUCUACCAAAUAUUUCAAAGUUCUUCUUGCAUCAAGCUCUGGAAGAGAGAAAAGCCGCAGAGGCAUUGAUGAAGUAUCAGCAAGAAAGAGGAGGUCACUACUGUUCUAAAACCAUUCAGAAACCAAACUGUGAUUAUGCAGUCGGUCUGAUGAAAGCCCUGGAAUUAGCAAUGGUACAGUGGAAAACUAUGCUACGAUACUUUGAAGAGCUUUAUGCCCUGAGCGUUGAAAAUGCAGACCCUCAUAGUGCAAGCACUAUGAAGAAGCAAUUUAUUGCGCCCAAAAUCCGGAAGAUCAAGCUAAUGGGAGAUCUACUGACGAAUGCUCGCAGGCUCGACUGUUCCCAAGAUGGCAGAAAUAGCCUUGGGGAUUACUUCAUGGACCGGCUGCAGAAAGAGUUCAGAACAAGCAUAGAGCCAGAGUCUAGUGAUCACUGCAGCCCCUGCCGACCUCUGCAGCAGUGCACAGGAGCUGCAGAAGGUCUGAAGCGACCCCAGAGAGAAUCUUCGCAGCACAGAAAUGGCAUAGGGCCAAUAUAUGCAACCAUACACUGCACUACGAUGCUGCCACAGUGUAAUGAUGGGACAGGAGCAAAACUGAAGCAGGGCAGGGAGGGCCUUUAAUGCUGUGGCUACUACAGGGCAGCUCCUAAGGCAAACCUGUCCAGAGGGUGGAGUUGGGAUCAGAACUCAGGAGACAUGAUCCUGUAUCACUCCUGUUUUACACCCUGCCCCCUCAUCCUCUCUUGAGUCACAGCUCAAAAUCUAGCCCAUGCCAUUAUUUUGUUUAAAUGAUAGCAAGGUUGCCAGCUACCUAGAUUGUCAGCCCUAGUCACACUUAUCUAUGCAAUUCUUCCUAGAAGCCAAAAGCUUUUUAAGAUUCUUUUCUGGUUUGAAUGAUUAACAGGAUUAUUUAGUGCAAAUUUUUAACAAUUUAUAACUUUUAUAUAAAAAAAAAGAAACCACUGCACCCUUAGUACAAGGAAACUUCUAUGUGGCAGAAAAUCCAAAUAUUUAGUUUUCUAUUCUUUAAUAUUUUAUAUUCCUGAAUAUGUAUAUUAGAUAUUUUAUAAUACUAACAAGUAUACUAGCAUAAUGAACUUGUUUUUAAAAAGACUUGGUUUAAAACAAAGUUUUCUUAUUUCUAUCAUAGUAGUCAAAAUAAUUUACUU